Molecule: messenger RNA, 468 nt
Organism: Aureobasidium vineae
Lineage: Eukaryota; Fungi; Ascomycota; Dothideomycetes; Dothideales; Saccotheciaceae
Source: the annotation of a GenBank genome assembly
AUGUCUUCUCGAUUCACUUCCUCCUCGCAACCCGCAGCAAAGCAAUACCACUCAACCAACUCGCCAUGGGAAGCAAAGAUCGGCUACUACCGCACCGUCCGCCGUGGCCCCUUCGUCUUCGUCUCGGGCACUACCGCAGUCGACCCUUCCUCCAACGCCGCAAGUCCAAAAGUCCUUCAUCCAGACGACGCAAAAGCUCAAGCUCAUGUUGCAUUGCAAGAGAUCUUGAACGCUGUGAGAGCGCUUGGAGGACGUGGUGCAGAAAGCAUUGUACGCACCAAGAUGUUUGUUGCACGACAGAAAGACUGUGGGGCCGUGGCGCGAGCUCUCAGCGAGGUGUUGGGAAAGCAGAAUGGUGAUGAUAUUGGGUGUGCUGCUACCAUGAUUGUUGUAGGUGGUUUUGUGGACCCAGAGAUGCUUGUGGAGAUUGAAUGUGAUGCCAUGGUGGACAUGGAAAGCCGAGUCUAA